Molecule: messenger RNA, 1067 nt
Organism: Hyaloscypha bicolor E
Lineage: Eukaryota; Fungi; Ascomycota; Leotiomycetes; Helotiales; Hyaloscyphaceae
Exons: 1
Coding region: 49-855 (268 amino acids)
Source: RefSeq, a predicted model, not a curated record
AUAAAAUCGCAUUCAGACAUCGUUGACAUCGUUACAAAACUGAAGACUAUGAAUGCACGUCGACAUGAUCUCAAGGACAGCCUUAGUGUUUUAGUGGUAGACUUGGUCGAACGUGAUGGCGAUACACUCGUGUGUGAGGCCAUUGACUUGGCCGCCAGACUUUGGAUAAUGGUUGAUAUUGGACAACUGUCAUGGGGCUUUGUUCCAGGCCAAAAAUCAAUGCAGUGGGAAGACGGCAAGUUGACAGAGCUCCUGCACAAUCGCUUCGGGGAUCCAGGCCCAUCGAAGCUAGGGAUCAGAGUUAAGUUGGAGAGGCUAUUUACAGCACGUAAUCUGGAACGUAUUGCAGGGCUCCAGAUAGUCUGGACCAGCAAUCUUUCGGAUCACCUGAAGCUAAAGGAUGACGACACAAGGGUCGCGAUCUUCUAUCACGCAACUUUCCUCAAACACCACAACAAGGAAUGUCACCCGUUCCCACCUGGAUUCUUUGAGGAGACAGAACGAACGCUCGCACUUCUAAUACCCCAAUACGACAUAAACUCUACUCGCUGGUUCAAGAUUCAGCAGAGAAAAUUCGGACUCGAUUAUAUGGCGUCGUCUACUGGCCAUCUCACAACCGAAGAGCGUCAGAUAGAGAACUUUGUCUUUUGGCAUGAUCGACUUUGCAUCUUGAAGCAAGUUUUUGACGAGGCUGAGCCUGGUACAAUUGCCCAAUGGUGGUGUGAUAGACGACGCAGGGUCCAGUGGUAUACGUUCUGGGUGGCUGCUCUUGUCCUUGCUCUGACAAUUUUCUUUGGAAUGAUUCAAUGUGUUGAGGGAGGUCUACAAGUGUACAAGGCAUACUACCCGUCGUGAGAAUGUAAUGAUUCUGUGUUUGUUGGAAGACAUUCAGGAAAUGGAGUUUUGAAAGGUUGGUGAUGGAAAAUGGGCACCUUGUUUCAAGUCCACUGUCAGGUUUCGUUAAAGAUUAAACACAUGCAAAAGAUAUUCAAUCUCGAGGAUAUUGGGAGAUCGGUUGAGAGGAUGCUUUUAAUUUCACAUUAGGAGAAGAUGCCGAGAUAAUGUCC